GUACAAGUCCAAGCUGCAGUGCGCGACGGACUAUUCUGCAGGCCUGACAGUGGAGCAGAAAUGUGAGCUGGCUGAGCGGGAGCUGUCUGAGACGAAGGAUGAGAUUCAGAGGAUGAAGGAGGACUCGGAGAAGACCUUGCAGUACCUCGAGGCAGUCAUUGAAGAAGCAGACAUUUGGUGCGCUGAUGUGCAGAAAGCCAUCAGUGACUUUGAGAAAGACAUCGUCAGCACCAUAUCCAGCAAGAAAGGGAGUAUCAGAGCUUCCGAUAAGCUGCUGAGAUACAUGGAGGAGAAGAACCGCCAGCGGGAUCUGCUGAGACAGAAGUUGCGCUUCAAAAACUCUUUGCUCAAGGGUGACAAGAAGAAGCUACAGCAGCAGCUCAAGCAGACAAAGCUGCAGGAUGCCAUGGCAACAUCCGCGUCUCUGAUGAAAGACAUCUCCCAGAGGAAGGAGCUGCUGGAGAAAACUGAAAGAGAAGCUGUUCUGGUGGAGGAGCAAGGAGCCGAAGCUGAGAGUGUGAAUUGGCAGCUGCAGAAGCAACUCUCAGACUACAGCGUUCCCCCUGUGCUGAGUUACGUGUGGAAGAAGAUGGCUGUUACUGACCUCGAAAAGAGCCUGAAGGCUUGGGAGAGGAAGGUGGCCAUUGCCGAGAUGUCCUUGCAAAGCUACCGCAGAGCAUGGAAACAGGUCGUGAUGUCUG
Molecule: messenger RNA, 701 nt
Organism: Opisthocomus hoazin
Lineage: Eukaryota; Metazoa; Chordata; Aves; Opisthocomiformes; Opisthocomidae
Source: RefSeq, a predicted model, not a curated record